This is a messenger RNA of Tachyglossus aculeatus (Australian echidna), 3215 nucleotides long. RefSeq names its product PHD finger protein 20 (gene PHF20). The record is from RefSeq and is a predicted model, not a curated record. Gene Ontology annotation, biological process: regulation of transcription by RNA polymerase II. The transcript is spliced from 19 exons. NCBI's taxonomy places the organism in Eukaryota, Metazoa, Chordata, Mammalia, Monotremata, Tachyglossidae. Gene Ontology annotation, cellular component: nucleus; NSL complex. The coding region runs from base 103 to 3126 and encodes 1007 amino acids.
GGGAGCGCGCGCCCCCAGCCCGUCGGUCGGUUGGCCCGGGAGCGGCGCCGCCGGAGCGGGGCCUUCAGGCGAAGGAGGCGGGCCCCCCGCGGACGCAGCGCGAUGACCAAGCACCCCCCGAACAGAAGAGGGAUCAACUUUGAGGUGGGAGCCCAGUUGGAGGCCCGGGACCGAUUAAAAAACUGGUACCCGGCCCACAUAGAAGAGAUUGACUACGAAGAAGGCCGAGUCCUCAUCCACUUCAAACGCUGGAACCACCGAUACGAUGAGUGGUUCUGCUGGGACAGCCCUUACCUGAGACCCCUAGAGAAAAUUCAGCUGAGGAAGGAGGGGCUGCACGAGGAAGAAGGACCUUCUGAAUUUCACCUAGACGAGCAGGUGUUGGCUUGCUGGUCAGACUGCCGCUUUUACCCGGCCAGAGUCACCGCUGUCCACAAGGACGGUACCUACACCGUGAAAUUUUACGAUGGAGUAAUUCAGACCGUCAAACCUAUUCACGUCAAAGCUUUUUCCAAAGACCAGAGGAUCGUGGGUAAUGGUAGGCCUAAAGAGAGAGAUGCGGGCAAGCUUUCGUCCCCGGCCCACCGCGAGACGUUUAAAGAGCCGAGGAAAGCCGCCCCCGAGGCCAAGGCCCUGAGGGCCGAGCCGAGGCCCAAGCUCCCCGAGAAGGGCAAGGCGCCCGACAAGAGCCUGCCCCGGAAUGGCAAGGAGGACAAAGAGAACAUCUCGGCCAACGACGGGGAGUUCCCGCUAGAAGCGGCGGGGGCGGCGGGCACGGCGCAGAAGCAGGCGGACGAGGACCCGGCCCGGGGCCUGCCGGAGGUCCCGCGGCAAGCCAAGCGGAGGCGAGGCCGGCCCCCGUCUCUCCCUCCCUGCGUAGAGCCAAAUUCUCAAACUUUGCAGCCAAUAGCGUUGGAAUUAAGAAGACGGAAAAUCUCAAAGAGAACCGAAGUCCCGUUAAAACGGUCCCGGCCUGGCAAAAAAUCAGCUCGGGAGGAUUCGCAGAGCGCCCCGGGCCGCAGGGAAAGGGACGCGACCAGGAGACGCUCGUCGAGGCUGUGUCCGAGCGGGAACCGGGAGGCCCCGGCCGCCGACGCCGUCCCGGCAGGUCAGUUAGCGCCCGCGGCCGCCCCGGCCGCCCACUCGUCCCGGACCCAAGAGGUCCAGCCCCCCGGGGAUGGACCGGCGCCCUCGGCCCCGGGCCUGAGCUGCGGCUCGAUGGAAGACCGGGAUGGAGCCCCCGGCCCACCCUCUCCGCCGGCUGAUUGGCAGAUUUCGGCCGCGACGGGUUCAGUGCCGCCCGCCGCGCUGAAGCGAGCGGGCGACGCCGGCGGGGCCUUGGGCCCCGCGCCCGCCGGCCUGGACCCCCAGUUCCGCUGCCAGGUCCCGGACUGCCUGAAGGCCUUCCGCAAAGCCAAGCUGCUGCACUAUCACAUGAAGUAUUUCCACGGGGUGGAGCGGCCGCCCGCGCCGGAGGCCGGGCACGACGGCGCCAACCGCAAGCGGACCCCCUCCGGCCCGCCGUACGCGCCCCUUCACCCGUCCGCGCCGGACGAGAAGUCGGAGAAGAGGAGAGCGGCCACCCCCGGGUUGGACGGGGCGCCGCCCGGCCCCCGGCCCGCCCUCCAGGAGAAGGGCAAGGACGGCCAGGCGGACAGGCCGCAGCGGAGGCAGCAGGACAGAGACCGAGCCGAGAACGCCGGGAAGGAGAAGGAGAAGAGCAGAGAGAGGAAAUUCAGAGACUUCGUUCGCUUGAAAUCGAAGAAGAAAAAGAAGAAGAAAAAGAAAUGGACACCUGACUACCCCUGCAGCGACGAUACCGACUUCAGCCCGGAUCUGUCUCCCCCCAAAGCCCCGGGCGGCCCCAGGUGUGCCACCCCCCCGAAAGCGCCCGUCCUCUACAGCGCCGAGGCCGGACCGCCCCCCAGCAGAGCCAAAGUGACCGGGGCCGGCAGCGGCAGCGACUCGUCGUGCGAGAGCUUCCCCUGGAGCGACGAGGACACCGGCCAGGACGCGGACGGGUCCACCAACCCGGACGACGAGCCCGACGGGGAGGACGGGGACCUCGGGGUGGUCCGCUGCGUCUGCCGGCUCCAGGAGGAAAACGACUUCAUGAUCCAGUGUGAAGAGUGUCUGUGCUGGCAACACGGAGUCUGCAUGGGCCUGCUGGAGGACAGCGUCCCCGAAACGUACACCUGCUACGUCUGCCAGGACCCUCCAGGUCAGAGGCCCAGCUUCAAGCACUGGUACGACAAGGACUGGCUGAGCUGCGGCCGCAUGCCGGGCCUGCCCUUCGUGGAAGACAACUAUUCCCACCGCAACGCCCGCAAGAUCGUGGCCACCCAUCAGCUCCUGGGGGACGUGCAGCGGGUCCUGGAAGUCCUGCACGGGCUGCAGCUGAAGAUGAGCGUCCUCCAAAGCCGAGACCACCCCGACCUCCGGCUGUGGGGUCAGCCCUGGAAGCUGCGGGCGGGGGCCGAAGCCCCCCCGGCCAAGGAAGGAGCCCCCGCCUGGCGCGCGCUGAACGGAGGCCCGGCCGCGCCGGCGGAGAGAGCGGCGCCCCGGCCCGCGCCGGCGCCGCCGGCGGAGUCGUACAUCAGCAGCGAGCACUGUUACCAGAAGCCGCGCGCCUACUAUCCGGCCAUGGAGCAGAAGCUGGUGGUGGAGACGCGGGGGCUGGCCCCGGACCCCGACGGGACCCCGCUCGCCGAGAACGGCCACCACGCCCUGGGCCACGGGCUCGGCCUCGGCUGGGAGCCGCCCAGGGACAGGAGCCGGCCGGGGCCCAAGGUGCGAGAGUGCCCGGCGGAGCCGAUGCCCGCGGCCGCGGGGGAGCAGGAGGUGACGGAGAAGGCGGCGGGCGAGGGCGGCGGCGGCGGCGGCGGCUCUCAGCUCCAGUGGCAGUUCAACCUGCUCACCCACGUCGAGUCGCUUCAGGACCAAGUCUCCCACCGGAUGGAUUUCAUCGAGAAGGAGCUGGACGUCCUGGAAAGCUGGUUGGAUUACACGGGCGAGCUGGAGCCCCCCGAGCCCCUGGCCCGGCUCCCGCAGCUCAAGCACUGCAUCAAGCAGCUCCUCAUGGACCUGGGCAAGGUGCAGCAGAUGGCAUCGGGCCGCGCCACGUGAGGCCGCGGGGCCCCCGCCGCCGGGCGCGGGCACGGGAGCGCCGCGGCGCUCCCCCCCUUUCCGGUGACUCUCCCGUCCGGAGCAGCGGA